Molecule: messenger RNA, 875 nt
Organism: Elephantulus edwardii (Cape elephant shrew)
Lineage: Eukaryota; Metazoa; Chordata; Mammalia; Macroscelidea; Macroscelididae
Gene: COMMD10
Product: COMM domain containing 10
Exons: 8
Coding region: 54-659 (201 amino acids)
Source: RefSeq, a predicted model, not a curated record
AUUGGCUGCGCUCGGCACAGCUGACAGGCGGCGCGGGCGUGUGAGCUGCAAGGAUGGCGGCCGCGGCGAUGGUCCUACAAGAGACCCCCAGCAUGAAAAAAGCAGUGUCGCUGAUUAACACAAUGGAUAUUGGAAGAUUUCCACGGUUGCUCACCCGAAUUCUUCAAAAACUUCAUCUAAAGACUGAGAGCAGUUUCAGUGAAGAAGAGGAAGAAAAACUUCAAGCUGCAUUUUCUCUAGAGAAACAAGAACUUCACCUAAUUCUUGAAACAAUAUCAUACAUUUUAGAACAGGCAGUGUAUCACAAUGUGAAACUGGCAGCUUUUCAGCAGCAGUUAGAAAACAUUCAUCUUCAACAAGACAAAGCAGAAGCAUUUCUCAGUGUUUGGUCUACAAUGGGUCAAGAAACAGUUGAAAAGUUCAGGCAGAGAAUUCUGGCUCCCCAUAAGCUAGAGACGGUUGCGUGGCAGCUUAACCUUCAGAUGGCUCACUCUGCUCAAGCAAAACUCAAGUCUCCUCAAGCUGUGCUACAGUUGGGAGUGAGCAAUGAAGAUGCAAAGUCCCUGGAAAAAGUUCUAAUGGAAUUCAACCACAAGGAGUUGUUUGAUUUCUAUAAUAAGCUGGAGACCAUACAAGCACAGCUGGAUUCCCUUACAUGAUGUUUUCAAAGACUGACUUCUCCAUCAUAUUCCUGCCACCUGAUUAUUUUACUUUGAAGACAGAGUGUCAGGUUGUAUUUUCUGAAGGAGUCAGUGGCUUUCUUCCUGAAAAUUAUAUGCCUAUUGAUUUUUUGACAAAUAACAGUGAGGGAAUACAAUUGUUAGAAAUAACGAGAUUUUAAUAUGCUUUCUCUAGUUCUGUAAGCCAGCAGCAAU